GUUCGGCUGUGUAGCUGUGUCAUAAUAUUAUAUCUCUUGUUAAACAAAAAUAAUAGGUGAAGUCGAAUCGAAGAUUGUCCAUUUUUACUGUAAAACUACGUGGUUCUUGGUGCGUGCGAACAGACAAAAGAAGUACCUGGAACCUUGCUGCAGCUGCUAGUGGUAGUGCGUUUCCAUUGAAAAGAAAAAUGGACGACAUCGACGAGUUCUUCGAUUUCAGCAAACCGUUCAACCGGGUCGUGAUUUCCGGCGGUUACUGCAAUGCGACCGUGGUGGAGGACAAAACCAUGUUCAACAAAAUGCCGGAGAGGGAGAAAAUGGGCAAGGAAUACGCCGGGAAAUAUAUCAAGGAGGAAGAAAGCCAGCUGAUCAAUGCCUUCCUGGACGAAGCGGCAGGACCGUCUACGUCGCGCACGUCAAAUCUGGAAGACGUUGAUGAUGAGUCUUCGAUGGCCGACGAAGAUGAAGAGCACACUAAAGCGCUGAAGGCCAAAGAGAUGAUGCUUCCUUUGUUCCAGAAGUACAAUUUCACCCUGAAGCAGAACAAGUUGCCUAUUCGCUAUUCGAAGGAUGAGAUUUUGACUCGCAUUCGGGAAAAUCCAGUUAUCGUACUGGAAGGUCCUACCGGUUGCGGUAAGACGACACAAGUACCUCAGUUCUUAUUGGAGGAAGCCUUUCAUCGAAAGGAAUACUGCAACAUUAUUGUGACUCAACCACGCAAGAUUGCUGCUAUGUCCAUUGCCCGGCGGGUGGCUGAAGAAAAAAAGUGUGAACUGGGAUCUUUGGUGGGGUUCAAGGUUGGAUUGAAGGAGUGUGUUAGUCCCGAUACUCGAUUGUUGUACGUAACUACGGGUGUGCUGUUGCAGUCAAUGAUUAAUUCCAAGUCUAUGGCCAAUUACACUCAUGUGAUUUUGGACGAAAUCCACGAACGUGAAGUGGACAUGGAUUUUUUGUUGAUCGUUGUUCGCCGAUUCCUGGCUACGAAUUCUACCAAAACUAAAGUUAUCCUUAUGUCGGCUACGAUCGACUCCAAGGCGUUCUCGGAAUAUUUCAAAACUCCAAAGAAAAUCGGCUAUCUAACGGCACCGAUCAUCUCAGUCGACAGACCACGACUGUACAACGUGUAUGAUUACUACUACGACGAUUUGGACAAACUGAGAAUGGACUUCGCGAUUGAUUACGAGAAUCCUGGAAUUUCGACACACAUGUACACUGUUGGCGCGAAGCUGGUUCUCGUGUGCGAUAGGAUUGUCGAGAACGAUGCUCGUGACGAAGCAAACCUGCUGUACAAACCAUCUGUUCUGAUGUUCCUGCCGGGUAUUAAUGAGAUCGACCGGAUGGAUCGCACUCUGCGUGAGAUGUUGUCCCGAAUUCCAGAUAACAACGAAAAACCCAACCUGGACAUCCAUCGUCUACAUUCAAUGCUCCCGGCUGAUGACCAGGUGAAGGUGUUCCGUAAACCAGCCCCAGGACAGCGCAAAGUGAUUCUUUCGACCAACAUUGCUGAGAGUUCCAUUACUGUUCCGGACGUCGUGUACAUUAUCGAUUUCUGCCUACAGCGUGUCCUGUUCACUGAUACUGUAACCAACUUUUCUUCUUUACGAACGGAUUGGGCUUCUCAGGCCAACUGUAUACAACGAGCCGGUCGUGCUGGACGUCUGAUGAAUGGUCGUGUCUAUCGGCUGGUCGAUCGUCGCUUCUACGAAAAUCAGAUGGCCUUUUCGACCUCGCCAGAAAUUCUCCGUUGUCCGUUGGAGAAUGUAGUUUUGAAAGCUAAACUGUUGGAAAUGGGUCCACCUCAUUCAAUUCUUGCGCUGGCUAUGAACCCGCCAGAUCUGAGUGACAUUCGAAACACGGUUCUGCAGUUGAAGGAACUUGGAGCGCUAGUGAAGACGGUUAAAGGCAAGUAUGAACAACUCGAUGGGGACUUGACGUACAUGGGACGGAUCAUGGCAAGACUCCCACUGGAUCUGCGCAUUUCCAAAAUGAUCAUCCUGGGAUACAUCUUCAGUGUACUGGAGGAAUCGAUUAUUAUCGCGGCGGGGAUGAAUGAGAAGAACAUUUUCCUGAAUCAGAGCUCCGUGCGGGGAUACUCACAAAAGAUGUACUGGGCCGAUGGAUCCGGCAGUGACGGAAUUGCGAUUCUGAAUGCAUUUAUUGCUUGGAAAAGUCGUAAAGAGCAGGCUGGCAAUGAAAGUGAUAUGGCCAACUGGACUCGCCGCAUGUCCCUGGAUUUGAAGUGUCUCAUGGAUAUGGCGGAACUGAUUCGUGAACUAAAGGAUCGUCUCAACAAAAUUGGCAUGAAGGAAAUAUCCGGACCGGGUCGGGUUGUUUGGUCUUCACGUGAGAAGACGGUUAUUCUGAAGGUGAUUAUGGCCGGGGCGUUCUAUCCAAACUACUACGUUCCGAUGUCGGUUGGCGGAAAGGAAUUGAUGGAACGUCAGUCGUUCACCGAGCUGGGUGGACGAGAUCCUUGUAACACCGUAUUCUUCACCGGUUUCGAUCACGAAAAAUACAUCGGCCCACUGUACACGAUGCAGAUUAAGAAGAUUCUCUGCGAGGGAGACUCCACCAAGUUUCAGAAUAUGAAGGUCAUGUACGAUCGAACUACCAACCGCAUUUUCGUCACGUUCCUCGGCAGCAAUGAUGAACACGAUCAGCGGGGUUCGUUCAUGCCCGGAAAGGUACAUGCCGACGUGUAUCGUGCCAUAAAACUGCGCAAACUGGGUGCCCGCAACCGGAUCAUGGAAAUCAAAACCAUGCGCCAGCGAGAUGCCAUUGAUUUUGCAACGGAAAUGAAACUGGGACACUGGGAGGACGCCAACGGAUGGGUUCCACGGCGCAAGGUGAUCCGCAAUGCUCACCUCUCGGUGCUUCCGGCCAUCCAUCAGGCCGCUAUGGUAUGUCAGGUGACGAACGUGGUACAUUGCAAUAAGUUUUAUCUGCGCCCGGAAGAUACGAAAAACAAGGACAUAUUUGUGGACAUCCAUUCGAAGCUGAACUCGAGAAUGUACCAGCUGGAGCGCUUUGAAUCCGGUUAUCAAUUCAGCGUCGGUCAAGUCGUAGCUGCUCCCCUUGAAGAGGGUAGCGACCGAUAUGCUCGAGCUAUUUUGAAGAGCUACAGGAACAUGCGUACUGAUCAAGUAAUGUAUACCGUGUUCUUUAUGGAUUACGGUCAUUCGGCGAUUUUGGGUAAAUCAGCUUUCAGGAAAUUAGACGGCCCUCUAGAGUACAUGAAAGACAUUCCUCAGCGAGUAUUUGAGGCCUCUUUGACAGAGGUUCAGCCCUCGGCCAUUAUUUCACCACAAGGCAUUUGGACCGCACAGUCUAUCAAUCGUUUCAAGGAGAUGACUCUCGGGAAGAUUUUCGUUGCGGAAAUCUAUUCGGUAGUAAAUAAUGUGGCCAGUGUUAUCCUGAAGAAGGGAGACGAUUUUCCUAUAAAUUCCGAACUCAUCCGAUUGAAGUUCGCUCAGUACGCUGAAGAAAGCUACAUUUCCAAGUUGGAUCACGACCAACGUGAGCGUAAGCAACGGGAAAUGUCCUUCGACGAAGACAUCCGUCAUGAAGUGUACAAUUCGUCAAAAAUGAAUCAAACCAUGUACGUAGAAGAUGAGUUGGAAGAUGUUUCUCCUCCUGAAGAGAAACUGCGAUGCAAGGUUUUGCUCUCGGGCCCACACAGUCCUUUGGAGACAACCGCUUCAGCGACGGUCCGAUCCUCAGUUAUGAAGCCCGUUACAAUCGAAAAUGAUUCGGUGAAUUCCAUCCUGUUGGAUUCCAAUCCUCAGGAUACUCACGAAAAGUUGCUCGUUGGUGCGUAUGUUCACGAACAAGGCAAUCGUUUGGUCGUUCGACAAGCUUCUCUGAUGCCUAACAUUCCCGGCUUUGGCGUCUUGAUGGCACUGAUUUUCUGUCCCACCUGUCAGGUGAAGAAGGAUGAGGAAGGAACCCGCGUUGUUUCCCUUCUUACGGGCUUAGGUUUCGAUAAGACCACCGGAGAAUCACUUUACCCAGAACACGACUUGGCAAUGACGUUAGAUAUCGUUCUAUCUGAUGACGAUAUAGUUGAGAUCAACGCUCUGCGGUACACCAUGGAUACCAUCCUGCACACCGAUCAGGACCAAACCGUGCCUAAGUUUGGUGACAUUUCGAUCGAGAACUUGAAAGCAAAAGUGAAGCAGUAUAUCAUUAAAAUUCUGGAACACGAGCGUAAAUUCAUGGACAUACGCCAUGCACCGAAUGACUACAGCUGGAGGAUCGAAGAAGACGCAAAUCCGGUCGAGUCGUUGUCUUCGUCAUCGAAGAAACGCAAGCAAGACUUCAACAUCUACGACAAUGCGAUUUUCCCGCUUCUGCCUCCGCUCAACCUGCUGCCGGUCAGUGCCAAGCAGUUGGACUUCCUGAAGAAACACUGCCGCGAGCUGCACAAGUUGGCUCUCACGGAUGUCAAUCUACCACGUCACGGUAUCUCAUGCCAGAUGUGCAACACCAUUCUGGAGACAUUGCCUCAGCUGCGUAUUCACCUCUACUCGAAGUUGCAUCGUGACCGCGAAUCACAGAUCAAGUUCCGCUAAGAUAAUAGUACCUUUGGCUUUUUUUUUUUCGUUUAUGAAUUUCCAAUUUAUUUUCAUUUUACUUUGCCGUUUUACCUCUAUUCUAUGUUCGGACGUUAAUGUUAAAGUCUGAAUUCGUAAUUUGUUUUAUUCAUUUUGUUCUAUUAUAUCGAUAGAUUUUGUCAUGUCCCAUGGACAAAGACAGAAAUAAAGAUAUGGGAAAAUACCCUAUUCGCUAAAGCUGAUUGAAUACCGUCCUAUAGAGUCUGUCAGUCACAGCCACAGCCGCUCGAGGAAAACACGAGUUCUUGGAAGAGUUCAAAGAUGGCCGUCAUGAUAGCUGAUGUGCCCUAUCACUUCAAGUUUAUUAAGCACAAAUCUCUGACUCUGUUGCGAUAUAGCUCUUGAAAUUUUAACUCCCUGUUUACUGCACCGCAGCAAACGUGAAGUUCCAGUUUCUUUGCUAUAUGUUUGGGGGAGCUGAAAUUUGUGAUCUUGAAAUUUUAAGGUGAUAGUAAGAUUAUUCAAAAAUAAGGUUUCCGCAGCGAUUCACCUUAAAGCUCUAUACCUGCGAUGCGUUUCUGCUACUAUUGCAAUGGGGAUGUCGACGGGAUUUCUAUUAAAAAAGAAGUGAUUUUUAAGGCGCUAAUAUUAGUUGCAUCGUGUGUAUGGGAUUUUGAUGUUCAAAUUCAAAGGGCAUGAAGUGGAACAUUUUUUUUUGUAUCUUUCAAAAGUAGGCCAGAAUAAAGAAAACACAUUAAAGUUUGUUUAAGUAACCAAUCUACGCGUAUGCUGAUCAUAUCUACUAUCAACGCAUGUGUUAUGUUAAAGUGAACUUUAUUUUCACGACGAGAGAAAUUGUAGCCUGAAUUUGAGUGAAAUCUGGAAUUUACUUCGGUCUCAAAGCAUCAACGUCACUAACUGCUUAUUGCUGAAGGCAUGUCGAAUAAUUCCGGCUUACCUUCGUAUUCAGCAAGGCGUGUCCAGUAGUUACGGUAUUGGAGCUAGCAAGUCGACUCAUCUCACCAGAAACAAA
Ochlerotatus camptorhynchus is the source of this 5586-nucleotide messenger RNA. Its product is annotated as probable ATP-dependent RNA helicase spindle-E. Gene Ontology annotation, molecular function: helicase activity; ATP binding; RNA binding. The coding region runs from base 189 to 4571 and encodes 1460 amino acids. NCBI's taxonomy places the organism in Eukaryota, Metazoa, Arthropoda, Insecta, Diptera, Culicidae. Gene Ontology annotation, cellular component: intracellular anatomical structure. The transcript is spliced from 8 exons. The record is from RefSeq and is a predicted model, not a curated record.